GCUCGCUGUAGCUGACGCUACGUGCGACAUCGGAGUGCUUCGAAAAUUUUCCCAGCCCGAAAUAUACCGCCUUCUCGUCUCUCGGGUUUGUUCGCGGUCCCGCUCCACGCAUUCGAUCGCUAUGGGACGUAAAGUGACCCUCGCUGUGUGUACCCUUAACCAGUGGGCACUGGACUUCGACGGCAACUACAAGCGAAUUCUGAAAAGUAUCAAGGAGGCAAAGGCAAAGGGCGCUUCAUUCAGAUCAGGCCCUGAACUGGAAGUAACAGGUUAUGGAUGCGCCGACCACUUCUAUGAAAGCGACACACUUCUUCACUCUUGGGAAGUCCUUGCCUCGUUGCUGCGGGAUCCAACAUGCGAGGGUAUUAUGGUCGACAUUGGCAUGCCUGUCAUGCACAGAAACGUCACUUACAACUGCAGAGUCAUCUUCCUGAACAAGAAAAUUUUGCUGAUUCGUCCCAAGCUCAUGAUGUGCGAUGAUGGCUGCUACCGCGAGUCGCGCUGGUUCACACCGUGGCAGAAGCCUCGUCGCGUUGAGGAGUUCUUUCUGCCUCGCAUGAUCUCCGAAAUAACUGACCAGAAAGUGGUGCCCAUCGGAGAUGCCCUUAUAUCUACAAAGGACACCUGUAUUGGAUUUGAAAUUUGUGAAGAGCUCUGGAAUCCUCUGAGCUCUCACAUAAUGGCAUCGCUGGAUGGUGCCGAGAUCAUCGUCAACGGAAGUGGAUCGUAUCAUGAGCUGCGAAAGAACUACGUCAUCUGUGACAGAAUCAAGUCAGCUACGGCGAAGUGUGGUGGCAUCUACCUGUUUUCAAACCUGAGAGGCUGUGACGGUGAACGAGUUUACUACCAGGGUUGCUCGAGCAUCGCCAUCAAUGGCGAUUUUGUUGCCAUAGCCAAGCAGUUUGCCUUGGAAGAAGUUGAAGUCACAACGGCCACAUUAGACCUGGAGGAUGUCAGAGCAUACAAAGUGAAUAACAGGAGUCGAACCUUGAAAGGAGCAGAAUCGGAAGGCUAUCCACGCGUCGUAGUCGACUAUGCCCUCUCCAGCACAGCCGACAUGGCCGUCUCGCCGAGUCCAGUAAUCAACUGGGCCUUCCCUACGCCUGAGGAAGAAAUUGCCUUGGGACCUGCCUGCUGGCUUUGGGACUACCUGCGGAGAAGUGGACAGGGCGGCUUCUUUGUCCCGCUGAGUGGUGGAAUCGACAGUGCCAGCGUCGCGGCGAUCGUUUUUUCCAUGUGUCGCAUGGUCUGCGCAGCCGUGAAGAAUGGUGAUCCGGAUGUGUUGAGAGACGCCAGGCGCAUAGUGGGCGACCCCGAGUACGUGCCGAAGGAGCCACGAGAGCUGUGCAACCGGGUCCUCGUCACAUGCUACAUGGGUACGGAGAACUCGUCACGCGAGACUCGAGCCCUGUCCAAGGAUAUGGCCAACCAGAUUGGAAGCUAUCACAUGACAGUAGCCAUUGACGCAGCUGUGACGGCCAUUGUCGCAAUCUUUUCCACACUUACGGGCCGCAUUCCCAAGUUUCGAGUCCUGGGUGGGGGCUCACGAGAGGACCUGGCCUUGCAGAACGUUCAGGCCAGGCUAAGGAUGGUUCUUGCCUACUUGUUUGCGCAGCUCAUCCUCUGGGCUCGAGACCGACCGGGCGGUCUGUUGGUCCUAGCCACUGGCAACGUAGACGAAGGGCUUCGUGGGUACCUGACCAAGUAUGACUGUUCGAGUGGGGACAUCAACCCAAUUGGAGGCAUCAGCAAAGUUGAUCUGAAGCGUUUCUUGAAGUAUGCCUGUGAAACAUUCAAGCUGUCGGCGCUCAACGAAAUACUCAAGGCCACCCCAACCGCAGAGCUGACCCCACUGAAAGACGGACACACCGUACAGAGUGACGAGGCUGACAUGGGGAUGACAUAUGAGGAGCUCAGCACGUAUGGACGACUGAGAAAGCAGCUUGCGUGCGGUCCGUAUUCCAUGUUCAGCAAGCUUGUUCACCAGUGGCAGAACAAGUGGACACCAUUUCAGGUGGCCGAAAAGGUGAAGCACUUCUUCAGGACGUACUCCAUCAACCGUCACAAGAUGACCGUCAUCACCCCGUCCUACCACGCCGAGUCGUACAGCCCGGACGACAACCGCUUUGAUCUCCGACCGUUCCUCUACAACCCGCUGUGGUUGUGGCAGUUCACCCAGAUCGAUGCGCAGGUCAAACACCUGGACCUGCUCCAGGACAGCCUUUCGAUGAGCACGAAGGGCACCAACAUCAUUUGGAAGAGCAGCGGCAGCGUCCACGAAAGCUUCAGCGAGAAACCCACUGACUCAAGGAGCGGCCAACAGAGGGCACCUGAAAACAAGAUGGCCGACACGCCGUCGGGAGACCUAGGCAUAUUCGUGUCUGGUGGCGGCUACCGGCAACCGGCCCUCGAAGUCUGCAGCGCAUCGACGAGUCUGCCAAAGUGCUUUGCAGAGCCGUUGGACUGUGGGGAGGUCAAGUCCAGGAUAUGGCUACUGUGAUCUUUGUCAGACUCCGGUUCAAAGUGUUCAGCACCACUUAUUUCUUUGUUGCACAUGACUUCGUUUAGUCUGUGAGUUUUAUGUGACUGGCAGAGAGCAGUGUCUCGAAAGAAAAGGGACCUAAAGUAAUGUUCCAUAAGCCUGAAACCUUCACCUCAUUUGUCAUGUUCUUCCAAGUGUGGGUGUUUUGUUACAUACAGUGCUCCAUAGAAGUUCAUAUAGUUCAUAUAUGUGAAUUGAUGUAGGUGAAUAUUCUAUUGUUUAGUUAUCUGCAGCAAGACAGAUGAAGAAAUAAGACACAUAAGUGUUCUAUAUAUGUGCCUCCUGCUUCUCAGUAUGCCUGCUGUCUUUGUAUCAGUCACCCUGCACAAAACUAAAAGCAUGGCCGGAGCAACUCGCUCAAUUCGAAGUGAGGCUGCAAGAUUUCUUUUGGUCUCUGCACUGUUGCAUUAGAGCUAACCCUAAGCAUUGAAUGAGGGCUGACGUCUGCUCUGGUGUUUUGGGAAUCCAAAUUUUGGGCAUCUACGUUUCCCUUUUGCUGUGCCAGCAAAGUGUACGGCGUGGCUCGAGUUCUGUGCAUGGACCAUGCUACAGGAGAUUGUGAUUUUCUUCAGAACUUGCUAAUCUGGACAUAGUCACAAGAAAAAUGUGAACCCACCUUGAAUAGACUGGGUCAAAGCAAAUUGUCUAGUUGUCAGCGAAGAACAAAACAAAAACCAUAAAAAGAAGCCUGCUGUGGGAUUCACAGCAAGAAGACAUCACCACGGGCGUCUGAAGAUAGCCGUCGAUUGGGUUUCACGAAGAAGAUAAACGAAGUGCGCCAGAGUAGGGUUAUUACUACACUGUUCACCAGAAGCAGUGAGUACGUGGCUGAUGCAUGUGUUCCUGUAGCCAUAAAACAUGCGUGCCUGGUAACUUAAGUGUGUCAUUAAGAUUCGCUCCUGUGGCAAGUUGUUGCCUUGCAUAUGUUUUUUUUUUUGCUCCUGCACAUUGAAUCAUCUUAGUCAUGAUUUAGUAUUGCCAGCACCCUCAUAUUGCCAUCAAUGUAAGUUUUUAUUUGAAAAACUGCAAUCUUGAAUUGUGUCCUAUGACCUCAUCUUUUUUUUCUUUAUUUCUGAGCAUGCUGAUGGCCUUGCAUUGCACAAAGCUUUUUUUGUUGUUGUUCUUUCGGUUGUGCGAGAACUCGCACUGUGAUGGGAAGCAGAUGUGGGAUUGAUACGGCAAUCAGGGCAUAGUGGCCAGACGGUUUGGGCCUCUAUCUAAGGGGUGAUAUAACGUGUAGAGAAAAUGCGAGUUCUAAAUAUAAAUGCAACAAUUGGCAUCAGUCGCACUGUAUCAUCCAUCCUGUGCUACCGCCUUCAUGUUUAACAGCCUGUUUGCAUCAUUUCACAUCCUUUCGAAUGUUUUUGAGAAGUGAUAGCUUUAUUUGUAAUUAUGUAAAGUCCAAGGCACUUCAGUAUUACCUCGCAUAUAAGCCACACUCCGAAUAACAAACCACCGAAAAAAGUGAAGAAAAUCUCCGCAUGUUGCCAUAAAGCCACGUUCUUUGCCAUAACGAUGAGUAGUGCUGUGAAGCCGCAUCGCACAUUGACAUUGAUGCGCCCCAACAUUAUCUCUGAAUUUUCUGUAUAUCUCGUACAUGUUUUACCCGAGAAAAUGUGGUAUGACAUGCAGUGUUUCGAGCUAUUUCGAUUUGACAGCCAGCAGAAUGAAAUUACUGCUGUUUGUCUUUUCCCAAAGACAAAACCAAGUAGUGGGUUUCAGUUGCAAGAAAUCACUCAAGAAAAAGGGAACGAAAGCAGGCAAGGCCAUAUGUGCAUUAUAUCGUGAUCUGGCAUCCCAGGAAUAAUUUCAUUGUAAGAGCAUUUUUUUUUUCUCUAGCAAAUCCUGUCUCUUCUACUUGUAGUGGUUGUAUUGAAGAGCAGUGCCUAUCAGUUCUCAUUUUUAGACAUUCAUUUAUUAAUUAGCGGUGCCUUCUGUAUCAUCUCAUUUAUUUGUGCCGGCUGUAGCACUGAUUUUGUUCACAUGAGCUUACGAUCUGAUCUGUGCUUUUUCUGAAUGGACGGCCAUAUCACUUAUUUUUGAGCUGUGGCAUAAAGAAUCCGCAAGACGAGAGGCGAUGCUUUUAGGAUAGUCAUCAUUUAUUGGUGCAGUUUAUUUUCACUGCAACCUUAGUAAAACUCUGGUGAUAAGUUUCUCAUAAUUCACAACGAAGGAUGCAAAAGGGGUCAUCUUGCUCCACUAGAGUGAAGCUGAGAAAUGAUAACGAAAUUAGUCAUCAUUUAUUGGUGCAGUUUAUUUUCACUGCAAUCUUGGUAAAACUCAGGUGAUAAGUUUCUCAGAAUUCACAACGAAGGAUGCAAAAAGGGUCAUCUUGCUCCACUAGAGUGAAGCUGAGAAAUGACAAUGAAUUAAGGCAGAACAAACAUUGCACUAGUUGCAAGCAACAAAAAAAGUGGUUUGUCGUGUUGAACUACUAGCAUCCUCACAUUGGGACUUGGUCUAGUACUGGGCAGGGGUUCCUCACUACAUGCACGCAUGAGAGCCGAAAUUACCUGCUUCACAUGGGCACCGUACUCGGGGAUUGAAAUGGGACAAUUUAGGGCUAAGUAAUGCGCACUCGUUUUUUUCCACCAUUUUCAGUUCGUGUCUUAUCGGCGUAACUUCGAUCCCAACGCAUAGACCAGAGGGAGUAUUAUCUCUGGAAACCAGAUUCGUUCCGAUGUGACGUGGUUAUCUGAGCAAUUGCAUGCGCAUGCUAGUUGUUCUCAAACCUCGAUAUAAUGAACCCAGAUAUAAUGAAAUACUGGUUAUAACGAAGUAAAUGAAGGAUGGCCUUGCAAUAGAUGCAGUGUUAGAAAUAUACCCUUAUAACAAAUGUUUGGAUAUAACGAACUUAUCUUUGUGUAAGAUGAAAUUUUGCUAUAAUGAAGUUUGAGUGUGCUAAAAAAAAAUUAUGUAGCGUUUGAAUCCAUGAGUACUGUGCAUUCCUGUUUGUUGUCCCCUCGGUCUGUUUCAUGCAUGCUCGUACAGUUCUUAAGGAAGCAAGCUUUUUCGCACCAUUGGUCUGCUUCACCAUGUGGUACCGGCGUUGGAGCCGUUGCACCGUCUUUCAUUAUAGCUGUGUAUUAUUCCUCGUAUUUGUGUAGACAGGGGAAAUACUGCACCCAGGCCUUUCACUAAGUGAAGAACUUUAUCUGUGGAUAAUGUUGGUAGCACCAGUAAAUCGGCUAUUAUUAGAGAGGGUCAUGUGUAUUUUUACCCUUCAGUGACUCGGGUAACAGCUGUAGUUUUAGGUGUCCUUUUAAAACUUCUCCCUACGGGGUGCAUUUAGGUUGUUGCAACAAAACAGUAAGACUCUUGGCACUAACUUAUUUCGUUGUCAGGUUUAUGCUUCCUGCCUCCUUUGGCCUUACAGGUGCGAGUGUAUACUGAUAGACAACUGACGUAAACUGCCUAUCGACUGGGUUCGUUUUCAUGAGAAAGUCUGUUUUUUUCAAAGUGGUGAAAUGACUGAGCGACCACAGUGCUUCAGUGCAAGUGUUGUGCCAGUGAAAGCAAGGUAGCCGCACGCAUUUGCAAUGUUUUCAGUUGGCCAAACACAAUGAGGCAUUAGUUUUAAGAAGAUGGAUGACAGUGUGUAAACAGGCCAGGUUUUAACUCAUCAUGUCUGGCUCCUUCAAGUUUAGGUUAUAGAAGUGUUCUCUCUAUCUAGCAUCACCACCAACUUGCUUGCUUCAUUUCUAUUGAGUUGAAAGUAAGAAGGGCAAAGUUACUUCCUUGGCGAUGGCGGAGUAUGAGGAACGCCGAAAGUAAUGUGUCCCAACAUUCUAAACUCUGAAGCUGCAAUAUUUCUUCUACAGUCUUGGCUCACGGCCUAACUGUAGGUUCAGUUACUUCUUAAGUUUGAAUACAACUGCUUCUCGUGACAGUUCGCGCAUACUACUAUAAUUUAUUUUAGAAUCACCUUCGCAGUAAAUCCUGAUGUGAUUUUACUAGGGGUCAGGGUUUGCCUUAGUUGUACUCAGGCCACCAAACCAUUACAAGCUUUUUUUUUUUUUUUUUUUUUUUCAGGCAAUGAAAGUCAUUCAACAGUACCUGGUAUAGAAAGUUAUUCUGAAGCAGAGGCAUCACGUGACUCGAUAUGACUCAGAGAUGCGUUAUUUUUUACAUUUUAUACAUUUUACAACACUUUGUGCUACUUUUGCCCUCCGGUAUUUCUAUCUUGACAAGUUGCAAGUUGCAUUAUGUUGCACGUUGCAUUAAUGUUACACCAUCACACCAUAGUUCUGAAUAUUUCCUGUGUUAUGAGCCAGUUUGCACAUAGCUACUACUUGUGUCAUGAUAUUUGAAAGUUUCUGGGGCUAUAUUACAAUAUACUUGACUGGGACUUGUCGAUGCUCUUUCAUUAACAAUGUGGACUGGCCCUAUGCACACACCACAUUAGAUUGCACAUUUAUCGUCCAUGUUUCCUUGUCUGGUUUUCACUUACUAUAUGAACAAAGCACACUUUAACAGUAUACAGUAUCUUGAACACAUCAUAGUUUGCAACUUAAGGCAUGAGAACUUAUUUUACACUGAACUGCAUAGCGUAGUGUGUGUCCUUUUCGAUCGAAGACAUCCACGAAAAAUUUUCAGUAUGUGUUUGUCAUUUUCAGCACGUUUCCAUCACUGAAUUUCUUUUGAGAACUGCUUACCGAUUUCGUCAACUUUCAGGUGGGCCACGAGAGUGGCCCACAGGCACGCAACUUUGUGAGGUUAGGUGUAGAUGUAAUGUGCUAUUUGUCAUUUGUGCUAAACUGGAUCAUUGGCAGCAAAGCCAAUGUUGCAGCCAAUGUUGCAGCACCAGUGUUGCAUACAUCAGGCCUUUUCAAACAGCAGCUUAGGAAGUUGCGAAAAAUUGACCUAUGCCACCAGACUACAUUUUCAAACAGCAGCUUAGGAAGUUGCGAAAAAUUGACCUAUGCCACCAGACUACAUUGUGUUGUCGUCUACCCCUGUACUUUGUUUUGCUUACAGAGAAUUUAGGCAUUCAUGGUCACACUUUAAUUGAAAAUUAAUUUUAUACAAUUCGACAUGACGAACAGAGACCAGUGACCAUGGCAUGAUCAGUGACAUGUACUUAAAUUCGGAAUGCUGACGAUAAUUUAUAAAGAAAGUUGAUAAAGCCUCGUGGAUGUGGUCCUUUUAUAUUGUCACGUGGUGAGAGUAUCACUCUCACUUGUAUCAAUAUGGCAACAUCGACAUGUGUCCCGCUGCUUUUUACGAGAACGAAACAUUCACACAGCACAGAGUAUUCUGGGAUCGAUCUUCAUUAGGUCUUGAAGCUUCUGGAAAAGUAAAUAAAAUGAAUUUUAAACAGUUCUGAGGAAACUAGUUUUUGUAAAAAUUUUAUUUGUUUACUGAUAGAACGAGCUGCUGCGAGUGAGUUAUUUAACGAAAGUGAAGAGUAAAAAAAAAACAUAAUGCCCUUUCUAUUUUUGCACCAACCUUGCACGUCACUACUCUGUGAAGCGACUGCGACACUAAGGGUCUUUUUUUAUUCUUGUUUAUUGUGGCUGAAGCUGAAUAAAGCCAUUUUCUUGUUGAAA
This is a messenger RNA of Rhipicephalus microplus (southern cattle tick), 8091 nucleotides long. RefSeq names its product NAD synthetase (gene Nadsyn). The record is from RefSeq and is a predicted model, not a curated record. Gene Ontology annotation, biological process: NAD+ biosynthetic process. Gene Ontology annotation, cellular component: cytoplasm. NCBI's taxonomy places the organism in Eukaryota, Metazoa, Arthropoda, Arachnida, Ixodida, Ixodidae. Gene Ontology annotation, molecular function: NAD+ synthase (glutamine-hydrolyzing) activity; ATP binding; glutaminase activity.